This is a messenger RNA of Anolis sagrei ordinatus, 1785 nucleotides long. RefSeq names its product ankyrin repeat domain 65 (gene ANKRD65). Lineage: Eukaryota; Metazoa; Chordata; Lepidosauria; Squamata; Anolidae. Gene Ontology annotation, molecular function: protein binding. The record is from RefSeq and is a predicted model, not a curated record.
AGUCCAUUUAGUCAUUAAGUAAACACAGCUCUUCACACACUUGGCGAUGCACAGAUGACAGGGAAACAAUGCCACAGAGGGUAAGAAUAUAGCCUGUGCUGUCGGUUGUUUGGGGGAGACGACGUUGUCUCCCAACCACAGCCAAGCCAUCGUUUUCUGUGGGUUGUGGUCUUCGUCUUCAUCUACAGGGGCGACCUUGUGUGGUCAUGGGAGGACCCGAAGAUCAGGAGAUGAUUUGGUAGCACUCCAGAGCAGAGAGUCAAACUUGGGAGCCACAAGGUAAUGAGAACACCAUUUGUGGUCAGGAAUGGCUUUGGAACAAACAGAGAGAGCUCCCACCUACAAUGGAAGAGCGGCGACUGACACCAGAGUUGAAUUUGAGUGGGUAAGGAGGUGGAUGGUGCUGGGCGAGGGGGCCACCACAGAUGAAGACCGGACCAAGGAAGGGGAUGAGUCCAUUGCCGGGCCCUCGGAGAGUAAUGCCCACUCAGUUCCUUUGCAAGAGACUUGGAGGGAGCUCCACGGGGCGGCCCGAGAUGGGGACAAGCGCCUGGUCAAGCAACUCUUGAAGCAAGGGGCAGCCACAGAGGACAGAGACGAGAACGGGUGGACGCCCUUACACGCUGCGUCGCUACAUGGUCAUGUCAUGCUGGUGAGGUUUCUCGUCCGGCGUGGAGCCGUGAUCCACGCCACUGACAAUGCCGGCUACACGCCGCUGCACUUUGCCGCCUGGAGCGGCCACACUCAGGUGGCCGACUUCCUCGUGACUCGUGGUGCUCCGGUCACUGCCUCCAGCCAAGGAGGCCUCACCCCGCUUCACUGUGCCGCCGCCAAUGGGCACAUGCUUGCAACACAACUCCUUCUGCAGCAUGGCAGCAAUCCGGUGUUUGGGGACCAUAACCAAUGGGCUGCCUUGCACUGGGCCACGGCCAACAACCGGCUGCACAUCAUGGACCUCCUCCUCUUCCAGCAUUGCAGCCCGGAUCUAAGAUGCCGAGGAGGCAUCGCUCCCUUGCAUAUCGCAGCCGAGGUUGGAAGAACGGAAGCGGUGCACCUCUUACUCGAGAAGGAGGCGCAUGUAAACAUCCAGGAUGAUUUGGGAAGGACGCCACUUUCCGUUGCUUCCACCAACGGCAAUCGUGAGGUUGUGGAGGAGCUCCUCAAGGCUCAAGCGGAUGUGAACCUGGCCGACGGUCAUGGCUGCACCCCGCUCCACAAGGCCACAGCUGCCGGGCACUUGCCCAUCGUGUGCCUCCUGGUCGGGGAAAACGCCGCCAGCGUCUAUGCGAGGGACAGCCUCGGCUUCACCCCACUCCACCGAGCCGCCAUCUGCAGCCACGUGGAGAUAGCCAGCUUCCUCCUGGACCACGGCGCCCACGUCAACGUGGUGGGGUGGCUCAGCAAGACCCCUUUGCAUCUCGCCUCGGAAAAAAGGCACUUCCCAUUCAUGGAACUUUUGUUGACGAAUGGUGCAGACCUUUCUCUGAGGACUCAGUGGCAGGAGACGGCUGAAGAUCUGGUGCCGAAGCUUCAAGUUUAGGAGACUGUGCUGGCACGGCUGUGCCAGGAGAUUUGAAUUUCCUUUCUUGCACUGUUAGUUCGUUUGAAUUCAUUUGGGCCUUGCAUUUUGCAAUUGGGUAGCUUUCCCCAGGUUGCAAUCAUAGGGCCAACAACCUAUCAAUCAUCAUUAGAGCCCUUAGAUCCGCCCCUUUCCCCAGGUUUUGGAGGGGAAAGGGGACUUUCAGUUCAGUCUCACAGUUUGAAGCCUUACAGUAGGAUGUGUGG